This is a messenger RNA of Aureobasidium subglaciale EXF-2481, 563 nucleotides long. RefSeq lists its product as uncharacterized. The transcript has 2 exons. The coding region runs from base 24 to 446 and encodes 140 amino acids. The record is from RefSeq and is a predicted model, not a curated record. NCBI's taxonomy places the organism in Eukaryota, Fungi, Ascomycota, Dothideomycetes, Dothideales, Saccotheciaceae.
GACGACUUGUACUGUUCCUUGUCAUGCGACGUCUUCUCGCCCCAUUUCUCAGGCGAGGCAUACCCACAAGGUCCUACUACAGAUCUCCAGCCUUGAUAAGAACCUACAGGACAAGACCAAACCACCCCAAACCCUUCAAUAGUCAAGCCGAAGACCUCUUCAAACUUGACAAGCGUCUCAAAAGAGUUGUCUAUAUAGCGGAACAGGAAACGGUGCGACAGGAACGGGUCAGGACUUGGGAUCGAAGACUUGCUGUGGUCCUUCUCAUAGGCACAUCUCUGGCAGUUCUAUCGUCUUGGGUAUCUCAAGAUCCUGGGUGGAAUGAGAAGGAGAGGAAGAAGGAGAGGAAGAAGGAGAGGAAGAGGGAGAGGAAGAAGGAGAGUAAUACUGGUACAUGUGACGUGAAGGGGGUUCAUGAUAAGAUCUUCCGAAAAGUGAAUGGCUAGCUGUCAUGACAUAGUAGUUCAACUGACAGAGCAAUGUGGAAAUGACUACGCCGGUAUCUGGAAGAACUCUCCGACAGUACGGUCCAUUGCCAGAUGGAUAGUAGAACUACACGAAUG